This is a messenger RNA of Megalops cyprinoides (Indo-Pacific tarpon), 1586 nucleotides long. RefSeq names its product fibulin-7. NCBI's taxonomy places the organism in Eukaryota, Metazoa, Chordata, Actinopteri, Elopiformes, Megalopidae. Gene Ontology annotation, molecular function: calcium ion binding. The coding region runs from base 230 to 1579 and encodes 449 amino acids. The transcript is spliced from 8 exons. The record is from RefSeq and is a predicted model, not a curated record.
CAUGUCGUUGGUCUUACAAAUGACUUUGUUCUCAAGAGGAAAUUAGCUAAGUUUUUUGUUAGCUUGGUGAUCACAAAACAUUUAUGACAGAUAGUUUGCGCUCUUAAAUGUGCGUUAACCUGUCAAGAAGAGGACAUCACUCUCCGUAGAUACGCAUUCAUACAAACAUCAAGUAUAAGCACUGAAAGAGUGCUUGAAGUGUUGAAGGCGCGCACGGAUUGUCAUAAAGAUGAUUCGGAUAUACGUUAUAAUGACGAUAUUGUGUCUGUAUCAGACCUACACCUCUUUUGGGCAGGACUGUCCCAGCAAGCAGGAGCUGCAGAGCACCCUGCGCCAGGUCCACAAGCUGCUCUCAGCCCAUGAGGCCUCCUAUCUGCAGAACCUUCGCUCCUUGAGGAAGAGGCUCAACCUCCUGCAGAGCUCCACAGCACGACAGACUACCAAGGCCAGCAAUGGGACCUGCCCAAAGUUAGAGGUGCCCAACAAUGGCAGGAAGCUGGGCAAGGUGCUAGCGGUGGGCCAUGAGGUGCACUUCCUGUGUGAGCCAGGGUAUGAGCUGGUGGGUUCAGAGACCAGGGUUUGCCAGGAGUCCUUGACCUGGAGUGGCCAGCAGCCUACCUGCAGGAACAUAAAUGAAUGCGCUUCUACCCCAUGUCUGAAUGGAGGGUCAUGCGUGGAUGAAGUGAAUCGAUUCCUUUGCACAUGUGCCAAAGGCUGGACGGGCCCCACCUGUCAGACCCCCAUACCCACCUUCUUCACUAUCGUGACCAAUGUCUCCACAUCCAGUACCACAUCCUCUCCCUACUCCUCUUCCUCUUCCCCGUCCUCGCUCCCAUCCUCUCCCUUCAUGCACCCCUCACGUUGCACGCAGUUCCUGGGGUCCACACGUUGUACCUGCGAGGCAGGCUUCACCAUUUCCGGCCGGGACAGCAACCUCUGCAUAGACAUUGAUGAAUGUGAGCUGUUCCACAAUGGGCAAGCAGGACGCCUCUGUGUGCACAACUGUGUAAACACCCCUGGUGGCUACCGCUGUACCUGUCCCCCUGGCUACAAUCUCACCCGCGACAGCCGCAACUGCAAAGAUAUUGACGAAUGCGAGACCAGACAGCACAACUGUACUCGAGACCAGCUUUGUGUCAACACGUAUGGGGGUUUCCAGUGUGUGCGUGUGGAGUGCCCCCGGAUCCGGAACGCCACCUAUGUUAAGACCUCACCCGUGCGAUGUGAACGGAACCCCUGCCCGGUGGACAACAGGGCGUGUGCUCAGGCGCCCAACUCCAUUACCUUCCACUACCUGUCAGUGGUGUCCAACCUAUCGGCCCCUCGGGUACUGUUCCGGGUGUCGGCAGCGCGGGUUCUGGGGGACACCCUGCGCUUCGGACUGCUUGGAGCCCGGGGGCGGCGCCACUUCACCGUGCAGCGCUCAGGCCGGCAAACGGGCCAGCUGCUCCUCGUCAGCCCAGUGCAGGGCCCCGCCACCCUGGAGGCAGAGGUGGAGAUGAGCGAGCUGGAGAGGAGGGCGAUGCUGGGGCGCUACGUCACCAAGGUCACUCUCUUCGUCUCUCCUUAUAGCUUCUAGCACUGGG